ACCCAUGGGACAUUGGGACCCACCUAAUUCCAAUAUUAAAUCCAACGUUAUAAACCGGGGUCGCACUACCGAACCAAGCUGCCACUCUUGCAUCGCUUCUCAGCUACCAGUUUGUUUUCUUAACUUUGACUCCUGUUCAAGCUUUGUGUGUGUACUCUCCAGAGGCCCGCCUCUCGCUCACUCCCUCUCUCAGAAAUUUUGUCAAACACUACAUAAUCAAGUUAGCAGAAACUGCUUUGAAAUGAUCGUAGUAUUCUAACUGCUAAGGCAAAUGAGAAGAACUGAUUGAGCUCGCAUUUAUCUAUGUGCUUGAGUGCCAUGGAGUUUUCAUCUCGUUUUAAUCUUGGGGUUCGGAGGUCAUGUGCAACUAUUUGGUUAUGGAUGGCUUUGGUGCUCCUGCUGCAUAAUAGUAGAGGGGUAGUCUCAGAUUCCAAGUAUUCGAUUGGGCUUGGAAGCUAUGACAUUACAGGACCCGCAGCUGAUGUUAAUAUGAUGGGAUAUGCUAAUACAGAACAGAUCGCAUCCGGGAUUCACUUCAGACUGCGAGCUCGCACUUUUAUUGUUGCGGAGCCUGAAGGGAACCGGGUAGUAUUUGUUAAUCUUGAUGCUUGCAUGGGUUCACAACUUGUAACAAUUAAAGUGAUUGAGAGGUUGAAGGCCAGGUAUGGAGACUUAUAUACAGAAAAGAAUGUAGCUAUUAGUGGAAUUCACACUCAUUCUGGCCCUGGGGGCUAUCUCCAAUAUGUUACGUAUAUUGUAACAUCUCUUGGAUUUGUACGCCAGUCAUUUGAUAUCCUUGUUGACGGGAUUGAGAAAAGCAUUAUACAAGCUCACGAAAAUCUCCGGCCAGGAUCAAUUUUUGUAAGCAAGGGACAGCUCUUAGAUGCUGGUGUCAACCGCAGUCCUAGUGCUUAUCUUUAUAAUCCCGCAGCAGAGCGUAGUAAAUAUAAGUAUGAUGUUGACAAGGAAAUGACCCUUUUGAAGUUUGAAGAUGAUGAGUGGGGUCCAGUUGGUAGCUUUAAUUGGUUUGCAACUCAUGGAACUUCUAUGAGUCGUACAAAUUCAUUGAUAAGUGGGGAUAACAAAGGCGCUGCUGCAAGAUUUAUGGAAGACUGGUUUGAGCAGAAUGGUAUUGGAAGCUCAUAUUCUGAUAAAUUUGGAGCUGAUGGAAUCCCAUGGAGAGUCUCAAACAUAAGUCCUGACGUUCAUGAUAACCACCAUGAGUUACUGGAGCUCGCUGCAUUCUUCCAGUCUCCUCCUGGCAGACCAGCAGCCAGCAUUCCGAGUGUUGCUAGACGUGUCAGGAGUGCUCUCAGGCAAGAUAACAAGCCUGCAUUUGUAUCUGCUUUUUGUCAAUCGAACUGUGGUGAUGUUAGCCCAAAUGUUCUUGGCGCAUUCUGCACAGACACUGGGCUACCUUGUGACUUCAAUCACAGUACAUGUGGUGGGAAGAAUGAGUUGUGCUAUGGCCGAGGACCAGGUUACCCUGAUGAAUUUGAAAGUACACGUAUUAUUGGAGAGAGGCAAUUCAGAAAGGCUGUAGAGCUUUUUAACAAAGCAUCUGAACAGUUAGAGGGGAAGGUUGACUAUCGUCACGCAUACAUAGACUUCUCACAACUUGAGGUGACACUUCCGAACAAGGGAGGAGGCUCUAAGGUGGUAAAAACAUGCCCUGCUGCAAUGGGAUUUGGAUUUGCUGCUGGAACAACCGAUGGACCUGGAGCUUUUGAUUUUAAGCAAGGAGAUGACAAGGGAAAUCCUUUCUGGAGGUUGGUGCGUGACGUACUAAAAACACCAGACAAGGAACAAGUUGAUUGUCAAAAACCAAAGCCCAUCUUGCUUGAUACUGGUGAAAUGAAGCAACCAUAUGAUUGGGCUCCUUCAAUACUUCCAAUCCAGAUCCUCAGAAUAGGACAGUUGGUCAUUCUCAGUGCUCCUGGAGAAUUUACAACAAUGGCUGGGAGGCGUCUCCGCGAUGCUGUGAAGACGGUGCUCACUAUUGGAGGUCAUGGAGACUUCAAUAACAAUGUUCAUGUUGUUAUAGCAGGGUUGACUAAUACCUAUUCACAGUAUGUGACUACGGUUGAAGAGUACGAGGCCCAGAGAUAUGAGGGAGCCUCCACCCUAUACGGUCCACAUACACUGAGUGCCUACAUUCAGGAGUUCAAGAAGCUUGCGAGUGCUAUCAUCACUGGCCAACCUGUUGAACCAGGGCCACAACCCCCAGAUCUCUUGGAGAAGCAAAUAGGCUUACUCACCCCAGUCGUGGUGGAUGCAACCCCUCGUGGCGUAAAUUUCGGGGAUGUCAGCUCCGAUGUUCCCAAAAAUUCAACCUUUAAGAGAGGAGACUUGGUGACGAUCACCUUCUGGACAGCUUGCCCCCGAAAUGACCUCAAGACUGAAGGUACAUUUGCCCUUGUGGAGAUCCUCCGUGGGAAGGAUUCGUGGGUUCCGGCUUAUGAUGAUGAUGAUUUCUGCCUGCGUUUUAAGUGGUCAAGACCAUCUAAACUCAGUGCUCGGAGUCAGGCAACAGUAGAAUGGAGAAUCCCGGAAUCCGCACUAGCCGGUGUGUACAGAAUAAGCCAUUUUGGUGCUUCAAAGAGUAUUAUAGGAUCAGUUCGCCAUUUCACAGGUUCAUCUAGUGCGUUUGUGGUUGCUUGAGAGUCUCUUUUCUAUUUACAUAUAUGUAAGGUAGUGUGUAAAGCUAUUUAGCAUGAGAACGUCUAUAUAUAUGGUUUGUUUAUAUAUGUACGCCAAUGGCUAGAGCUAAAGCUAUUUGGCCUGGAAAUCUUGAACGUGUUCACCUAAUGUAAACGGAAAACCAGCCGAGUCCAAUAAAAGGCAAUAUCGGGAUCCUAUGAUAGGCGGGUCCAGCGAAUCAGCCUC
Molecule: messenger RNA, 2886 nt
Organism: Corylus avellana
Lineage: Eukaryota; Viridiplantae; Streptophyta; Magnoliopsida; Fagales; Betulaceae
Product: neutral ceramidase 1
Biological process (GO): long-chain fatty acid biosynthetic process; ceramide catabolic process; sphingosine biosynthetic process
Cellular component (GO): extracellular region
Molecular function (GO): N-acylsphingosine amidohydrolase activity
Source: RefSeq, a predicted model, not a curated record